Messenger RNA from Paramecium sonneborni, 1837 nucleotides. NCBI's taxonomy places the organism in Eukaryota, Ciliophora, Oligohymenophorea, Peniculida, Parameciidae. The record is from the annotation of a GenBank genome assembly.
AUGGGUAAUAAGCCUCAAUAAUAUAUACACAAAAACUAAAAGCCUUAAAAAUCCAAGAUAAAGACGCAUAUACCUGUUGUUUAAUAGGAAAAAAAUUAAGAAGAAAACAAUCUUGAGACUGAAUUUUUCAUAUUUUUAUUUAACUAAAGCAGAAUAGCAGAAUGGAAAAAGUAUUUUGAAAUAUAGAAGAUCUAUAAUAUGGAAGACUUGCUUUCUUCUUAUUAAAUGAAUAAAUAUACAAAAAUUGGUAAAAGACUUAAUGAAGCUGAAACAUAAAUUCUAAAUUAGUAUCUAUUACGAUAAUAAAGAAAAGAGAAUGUAAAAAUAAAUAUAAAAGAGAAAUAAGAUUUAAAAUUAUUUAAAUAAGCUGAAUCUUCAGAUGAAUUUUAUAGAAAAAUAAGAAACAUUUUAAUAGUUGGAAUAACAGGAUAAGGAAAAUCAACAUUUAUUAAUACUUUUAUCACAGCAAUAGAACAGGAAUUUAAACCUAGGGAAAAUAAAUAAUUUGAAUUAGAUUUUUUUGAAAUUAUAAAAAUAAAAGAUUCUUAAGCAAAAUCUGAUACUACUGAAGUUACCCCAUAUAAAUUUACUUAUUAAAACUGCUUAUUUAAUCUAAUUGAUACUCCAGGUUUAGCAGAUACUUAGGGUCCUUUAAAAGAUUAAAAAAGGAUUACACAAAUAUCUAAAUACAUAAGAGAGGAACUUUAUGAUAAAAAUUAGAAACUUCAUGCAGUUUUAUUUGUAUCAUAAUCAUCUACUUAAUAUGAAGUCAUUGAGAGCAAUCCAUCUCUUCUAUAAUUAUCAAUUUUAAGUAUUUUGAAGUUAUUUGGAAAAUAAAUGUGUGAAUUUACAAAACAUUGUCUUACUUUUUCAGAUUUUUCAGCUAUAAGUACUUAAAAUUUUGAGAGUUAGGAUUCUGUAUUUUAUUCACUUAGGUAGAAUUAAAUAGUUAAUUAAGAAUUUUAUUAUUAGUUUUAAAAUUCUGUAUUUAGAGCGGAAAAAUAAGGAUUUAUUGAAAAGAUUCAUUUUAUAAAAACUUUCUUAAACUACCGAAAUCUAUUCUAAUUUAUUAGUGAUCCAAACAAUAAAGGAUUUAGUUUAGAAGAAACAACAAAUGUAAUUAAGUAGAGGAAAACAAUUUACUAAGAAUUAGAAGGUCUUUAAGGAAAAAUCUAAAAAUUUUUUAAAAUUUUAAAAUAAAUAGAUGAAAAUACUCGUAAAUAGCAAAUUUAUAACAACAAAGAAGAAGUUACAAAAGGUUACUAAACAAAAAUAUAUUUAACAGAAUGGGAAAAAAAACCUAGUUUAAAAAAUGGUAGGUAAGCUUACUCAAUUAAUUGUUCAGAAUGUAGUUAAACAUGUUGUAGAGCAUGCCAAAGCUAGAAAGUUAAGGAUUGUGUAUAGAUGAUUGAUAAAGCUGUGAAUAAUAAAUACAUAAAAUAUUGUGAAUGUGGUCAUUCAAUUGAACAUCAUAGUCAACAAGAUUUUUAUUUUAAACCAAAGUAAGGUAAAAUAUUAUUCUAUCAAAGUUUUAUUAAUUGAAAUUAAUAAAGAGUUAAAGAAUGAACAUUUUAGUGCUUAAAAGAAUAAGAUUUCGAUUGAUAGUUUACUUAGAAAAAAAGAAGCAAAGCGUCAUAAAAUAAAACAAAAAAUUCUAAAAGUCUUAAUUAUAAUGAAAGAUUGUCUAACUCAGUUGUUGUCAUCUGCUCUUUAUAAACUUGAUAUACUUGAUGUUAAAGCAAUUGAUUUUGUUUUAAAAUUCUAUCCAGAAUACAAAAAUGUUUUACAAGAAUUUCAAGAUAUAGAAAUUUAAUAAUUAGGUGAUGUUGAAUAAUGA